GCAUGGUGAUUCACCGGAAGCGCUCUCGGGAGUCCAGGAGCUUCCGCGCCUGCCCAGUUUUGCUCCGAAAGACGCCGGGAGGGGAGCCUGCAGUGCGUUCUGGGAAAGUUGCUGGGCCAGCUCUUUUGUUUCCAGCCUGAGCGUUGCUUUCGGUUUCCUGAGGGUCUUCUGAGGCACCGCGGCUCCGGGGUGCUGGAUUCCCGGCUCUUCGCUGGGAGGCCUCCUCUCCGUACCUCGUUUUUUGGCUUGUGUGGGGGUCCUCCCACCGCUGGCCGACGCCGCCAGCAUGUCCGGGGUGCGCGCAGUGCGGAUCAGCAUCGAAUCGGCCUGCGAGAAGCAGGUCCAUGAGGUGGGCCUCGAUGGCACCGAGACGUACCUGCCGCCGCUGUCCAUGUCGCAGAAUCUGGCUCGUCUAGCCCAGCGGAUCGACUUCAGCCAGGGUUCGGGCUCCGAGGAGGAGGAGGCGGCGGGGACCGAGGGCGACGCGCAGGACUGGCCGGGCGCCGGGUCCAGCGCAGACCAGGACGACGAGGAAGGAGUGGUAAAAUUUCAACCUUCCCUUUGGCCUUGGGACUCAGUGAGGAACAAUUUGAGAAGUGCCCUGACAGAAAUGUGUGUUCUCUAUGACGUUCUCAGUAUUGUUAGGGAUAAAAAAUUUAUGACUCUUGAUCCUGUCUCUCAGGAUGCACUUCCUCCAAAACAGGAUAGGGGGGCGGCAAUAUAUAAGGAGAGGAAUGGCAGUACAUUAGGAGGGGACCCUAACAGGCUGGGCAAAGUUGAUGCAAUGAAUCCUCAGACGUUGCAGUUGAUAUCUAAAAAGAAGUCACUUGCUGGAGCAGCACAAAUCCUAUUGAAGGGGGCAGAGAGACUGACUAAAUCAGUUACCGAAAACCAAGAAAACAAGCUACAAAGAGACUUCAAUUCUGAGCUUUUGCGAUUACGGCAACACUGGAAACUUCGAAAAGUUGGAGAUAAAAUUCUUGGAGAUCUGAGCUACAGAAGUGCAGGAUCUCUCUUUCCUCAUCACGGUACAUUUGAAGUAAUAAAGAAUACAGAUCUUGAUCUGGAUAAAAAGAUACCUGAAGAUUACUGUCCUCUUGAUGUCCAAAUUCCGAGUGAUUUAGAGGGGUCUGCAUAUAUCAAGGUUUCAAUACAAAAACAGGCUCCAGAUAUAGGCGACCUUGGCACCGUUAACCUCUUCAAACGACCUUUGCCCAAAUCCAAACCAGGUUCCCCACAUUGGCAGACAAAAUUAGAAGCGGCACAGAAUGUUCUCUUAUGUAAAGAAAUUUUUGCACAGCUCUCUCGGGAAGCUGUUCAAAUUAAAUCACAAAUCCCUCACAUUGUGGUGAAAAACCAGAUUAUCUCUCAGCCCUUUCCGAACUUGCAGUUAUCUAUUUCUUUGUGCCAUUCCUCAAAUGAUAAGAAAUCCCAAAAAUCUACUACUGAGAAGCAAUGUCCAGAGGACCACCUUUAUGUCCUAGAGCAUAAUUUGCAUCUACUGAUUAGAGAGUUUCAUAAACAGACCUUGAGUUCCAUCAUGAUGCCUCAUCCAGCAAGUGCACCUUUUGGCCACAAGAGAAUGAGACUUUCAGGUCCUCAAGCUUUUGAUAAAAAUGAAAUUAAUUCAUUACAGUCCAGUGAAGGGCUUCUGGAAAAAAUAAUUAAACAAGCAAAGCAUAUUUUUCUAAGGAGUAGAGCUGCUGCAACCAUUGACAGCUUAGCAAGCCGAAUUGAGGAUCCUCAGAUACAAGCUCAUUGGUCAAAUAUCAAUGAUGUUUAUGAAUCUAGUGUGAAAGUUUUAAUCACAUCACAAGGCUAUGAGCAAAUAUGCAAGUCCAUUCAACUGCAAUUGAAUAUUGGAGUUGAGCAGAUUCGAGUUGUACAUAGAGAUGGAAGAGUAAUCACACUGUCUUAUCAGGAGCAGGAGCUACAGGAUUUUCUUCUGUCUCAGAUGUCACAGCACCAGGUACAUGCGGUUCAGCAACUCGCCAAGGUUAUGGGCUGGCAAGUACUGAGCUUCAGUAAUCAUGUAGGACUUGGGCCCAUAGAGAGCAUUGGUAAUGCAUCUGCCAUCACGGUGGCCUCCCCGAGUGGGGACUAUGCUAUUUCAGUUCGUAAUGGACCUGAAAGUGGCAGCAAGAUUAUGGUUCAGUUUCCUCGUAACCAAUGUAAAGACCUUCCAAAAAGUGAUGUUUUACAAGAUAACAAAUGGAGUCAUCUUCGUGGACCAUUCAAAGAAGUUCAGUGGAAUAAAAUGGAAGGUCGAAACUUUGUUUAUAAAAUGGAGCUGCUUAUGUCUGCACUUAGCCCUUGUCUACUAUGAUUUUUUCCAGAUGUUUCCUAAAGAAGUUUCCAGAAACUUUGACUUGAAAUGUUUGCAGAUCAACUAUAAGUACAAAGAAGAGAUAACUUCCAAAGGAGUGCUGUUUUUAAAAACAAUAAUUAGGAAAUGUUUAUUUAGCACUUUGAAACUUUUCACUUUAUAAAUGAUAAGUGCUUUGAAAUGCAGAAGUUUAUGUACAGUUGUAUAUACAGUAUGACAAGAUGUAAAAUAAUACGUUUUUCAUGCAGUUUAAAAUAUUACUAACUGAAGUGUUUCUAUUUGCUUUUUAAAUAUUCCUUCUUUGAUGUGGACAUCACAUAAAGUGUGUGGUUUUAAAAAUCUCCAAAUACUUUUUCUUCCCCCAAAUACUUCCUAACCUUUUUUUUUUUUUUUUUUAAAUAGAUGGAUUUCACUCUGUAGCCCAGUCUGGAGUGCAGUGGUGUGAUCAUGGCUCACUGCAGUCUUGACCUCCCGGGCUUAGGUAAUCCUCCUGUCUCAGCCUUCCGAGUAGCUGGGACCACACACAUGCACCACCAUGCCUGGCUAAUUUUUGUAUUUUUUGUAGAGACAGGGUUUUUCCAUGCUGCCCAGGCUGGUUUCCAACUCGGCUCAAGUGAUCCACCUGCCUCUGCCUCCCAAAGUGCUAGGAUUACAGGUGUGAGCCACUAUGCCCAGCCUACUCUCUAAACUCUCUACUCUCUAACCUCCAGUUGUCUGCUUUAAGCUUGCCUGGGUCUAACCUACAUAGGUAAUUUAAGAACAUCCUCAGAAAGGACAGCUGAAGGCAUAGGAGGCAGAUUAUCUCUUUAGGGCAUCAAGAUUUUUUGGUCUGUUCUCCCGCUUGAAUGACUUCAUCACUUGAGACACCUAGUGCAUGGCUCAUGCCCAAUCUUCCACCUGGGAUUCUCCAGCCUCCACCCAGCAGCCCUGGAUUGCUUUCUCCAAUUAAGGCCUUUCCAUUAGCUCUCUGCUUUUUCAAAGGGAAAAAACUAAUGCAUUAGUGGAUUAUCUUUUCCAAGGAACAGGUUUACACUUCUUGGAAAUAGUGCCUAAAGUGUGCCCAUUAAUAUGAGAUAGAUUUAGGCUUAUAAACCUUUUGGUACCACUGAAAGUAAUAUCAUAUAGGUGAGGUCUCCUUAUAAGUAAGUCUUUCAAUUUUUAAAACAGACAUCCUGCUUUAACAAUUUGUAAGAUGACUGUGCAGUAAUACAAUUCCUUUGUAUUUCUCCACCGUGUUUUCAUUAAAGAAAAAUGGAGCUUGUGGGCCA
Messenger RNA from Mandrillus leucophaeus (drill), 3594 nucleotides. It is a transcript of the gene MED17, whose product is annotated as mediator complex subunit 17. Bases 287 to 2326 code for a protein of 679 amino acids. NCBI's taxonomy places the organism in Eukaryota, Metazoa, Chordata, Mammalia, Primates, Cercopithecidae. The transcript is spliced from 13 exons. The record is from RefSeq and is a predicted model, not a curated record. Gene Ontology annotation, molecular function: transcription coregulator activity. Gene Ontology annotation, biological process: regulation of transcription by RNA polymerase II. Gene Ontology annotation, cellular component: core mediator complex; mediator complex.